AUAGCUAUAUCUAGUGGUCAGGUUUUUAAAAAAAAAAAUUAAAAAAGCGUUCAGAUUUAAUUUCUGCUUCUUUUUUCUUUUUUUUGCAACACCUCCUUAUUUGUAGAUUUCCGUUACGAUACGCCCCUUUGCCUACGAUAGCCAAUGAAAUUGUGAGGCAUGAACUCUACAAGCCAAUGGCAACGCUGCUGUCAGCUGGACUUCCUGGCUUGGUUUGUAUUUCUAUAUUGAUCAUGGCUGCUGAGGGCGAUUUCCUGGCGAGAUACCGAGCUGUGUCAAAUAAACUGAAAAAACGUUUUCUCCGGAAGCCCAAUGUAGCUGAGGCAAGUGAGCAAUUUGGUCAGUUGGCCAAGGAGCUGAAGCAGCAGGACUGCCUUCAGUAUGCGGCCUUCUGUAACCUGGCUAUGGCUCGGUGUGAGCAGACUCUCUUUAAUGCUCCUGGAGAGGCCCUGGCAUUAACCGAUGCUGCCCGCCUCUUUCUCACAUCUGAGAAGGAGAACAGAGCCCUGCAGGCCCCGGGCUUUGAUGAACACCUUCAGGCUGCACUAAACUGCUACAGUUUUGCCAUCAAGGUGUACAUUGAGAUGAACCAGCCUGUGAUGGCAGCCAGCCUGUGUUUGGAACUUGGCAACGCGCUCAAGGAGAUGAACAGACCAGGAGAAGCUAUUGUUCAUUAUCAGAGGGCUGCAGAGUUACAGACACAGACGCCAAUUGAAGCUCUGCUCUCAAUGGGAGAAAUGGCCACGUGUAAAAUUCUUACCCGUGACUAUGAUGGUGCUUUGUCAGUGUUCACAGAGAUGCAGCUGGUGUGCCAGGAGAGAGGACUGCAGCUUCCCGGCACCACCAACCCUGUUGGUGCUUUUCUGGACAUUGUGGCAAAAUGUGAGAUAUCCAGAGUGCUACUGCUGAUGUUGCUUGAGCCUCCACCUCAGAAGUUGUUACCAGAACAUGGCCAGACCCUGGAGAGAUAUGCAUGGGAGUCUUUUGAUCCUCACAGCCAAGUGACCUUCUUGCCUGAGAAUGUUUUCCUGCUCCUGCAGUCAGUAGUGAUGGCGUGUCAAGAGAAAGACACAGAGUCUCUUAAGUCUCUCCAGACUGAGCUAUGGCCGUUUCUGACUGCUGAGCAGAAUCAUCUUCUCCACCUGGUGGUGCAGGAGCGUAUCACACCGUCUGGUCAAGGCAUUUAGCGCAGUCCAGUUUUUACUCACUUCCUCUGGGAACGAUACUUUAUAUAAUGGAACAUUCCUGUUUCUGACUGGGUCUGUUGUAAGGCCUGAAGAAGGGUUGUUUUCAAAACUUCAGUGUUGUAACUUUGACUCAGAGAAAUGCACACAAUACUUUAUCCCUACUGAGUCACGCAGAUUUGGAAAUUAGUGAAAAUUGCCAGGAUUCUAAUGAAAGACUAAAAUUCAGUGUGCUCCUGUUUGAGUGAAUGCUACAAAAUUGAAUCACUUCAUAUAUAUUUAUUAUGUAAAAGUGACUGUUUUGGAUCUUGUAGAAUGUAUUCUUUUUAUAGCUGUUUAAUAGAUAAAACAUGAAUGCUUUGUGUUAUAAUUUGUUUUAUUCAUAAAUGACAUGGCUUAAAUUCCAAUGCAAAUAACAAACACAACCUUCUAUUGCAUAGUUCUGUAUUAUGGUGAAAUGAAACACCAUUGUCCUCCA
Molecule: messenger RNA, 1662 nt
Organism: Stegastes partitus (bicolor damselfish)
Lineage: Eukaryota; Metazoa; Chordata; Actinopteri; Pomacentridae
Gene: f8a
Product: coagulation factor VIII associated
Exons: 12
Coding region: 177-1187 (336 amino acids)
Biological process (GO): vesicle cytoskeletal trafficking
Cellular component (GO): early endosome
Molecular function (GO): protein binding
Source: RefSeq, a predicted model, not a curated record